This is a messenger RNA of Trametes versicolor FP-101664 SS1, 752 nucleotides long. RefSeq lists its product as uncharacterized. The transcript is spliced from 2 exons. The record is from RefSeq and is a predicted model, not a curated record. Bases 54 to 680 code for a protein of 208 amino acids. NCBI's taxonomy places the organism in Eukaryota, Fungi, Basidiomycota, Agaricomycetes, Polyporales, Polyporaceae.
CUCCGCCAUCCGCACCAACGCCUCUGCGUCCGCCUCGCUCUGCCCAAACCACAAUGCCAAGCCAGCAGUUCAUCGUGCACCCCGCCGAUCUCCCUUAUGUGCCCACUAUCAUGCGCGCGCCCUCGCCCUCGAGCACCAUCGGGACAGACUAUGGCCCGGACGAGACGGAUCUCGCGGACUCCGAGCUGUCUGAGCGAGAGUUCGUCCGCAAGUGCGAGGGGAUGGCAGGAAUCAACAGGCCACGGCCCGAGGAAGAUGAGGCCAAUAGGGACCCUCUUCUCCAUCCCCGCCCGCUACGCCAAAAGCUCACGCCUCAGGAGGAGAGCUUCAUGUUUCAGCAUGUCAUGGACAACCUUCGAGCCGCCGUCAAGAAGCUGGAAGAGGAGGAGCUCUUUGAGCAGACCGCAGUCAAAGACGCCGGGGUCGCCCUGGAUGACCCCACACCGUCGAGCGACGACCUGGGCGAGAUCAUGCGGAGUCUCAUGGACCUAAACUCGACGGCGCUACCGAGACACUCGACGGCGACCACGACCAUCCUGAACAGCACACGAUUUACGGAUAGAUCGGAGACCGUCACCCCGCAAUUUGGCGGCGCCACCGCGGCCGCUCUAGCGUCCAUACGGAAUGCGAGCGCAGGCUCUAGCACGACACCUACCAUGCGGUGGCCUCCCAGACAAUGAUCAGGUUGUGCGGGACAUUUUGUAGCCUUGUGUUUGUUGUUGGAAUAACAUGUUGUAGCCUUAUAAUAUACC